UUCUCCCGACAUCGUGCAAGAGAAAAAAAAACCAUAAUGCUUGUUCUCUCUCUUUCACCAUCCAUGGUCGAAUUGGGGUUCCGUUCCGUUCCUCUGAAACAGCAGCUUCACCCACUUCGUGCAUCGGAAACCUUUGAGCUCUACCGUUUCAUCGAUGGCAAUCGCAAACUGGGUUUUGUUCCUCCUUCACAGUAUAGAAGUACGUCUCUUUAUCUUUGGAAACCUUUUGAACUUAGCACUAGCAAAAGUAGAAAUUGGAAGACAGGGCUUGCUAAGGGGCGCAGGAGAGGUCGGAACUUGGGUUUGAAGGUGAAAUCAGUGUUGAGUGUGGAGAAACCGGUGGAGAGAGGUGGGAGUGGAUCUGGAGCUGGAGAGAACUAUGAUGCGAUUGUUAUAGGAUCCGGAAUUGGAGGGCUGGUUGCGGCGACGCAACUGGCGGUUAAGGGAGCUAGGGUUUUGGUACUGGAGAAAUAUGUGAUUCCGGGUGGGAGCUCAGGGUACUAUCAGAGGGACGGGUAUACGUUUGAUGUUGGAUCGUCGGUGAUGUUCGGAUUUAGCGAUAAGGGUAAUCUAAAUUUGAUAACCCAGGCAUUGGAAGCAGUUGGGUGUGAGAUGCAGGUAAUACCUGAUCCGUCUACUGUGCAUUUUCAUCUGCCUUGUAAUCUUUCUGUACGAGUGCACAGAGAGUACAAUGAUUUUAUUGAAGAACUCACCAGUAAAUUUCCGCAUGAGAGGGAGGGGAUUCACAAAUUUUACAAUGAAUGUUGGAAGGUUUUCAAUGCCUUGAACUCAUUGGAGCUAAAGUCACUGGAGGAGCCACUCUACCUUUUUGCCCAGUUCUUUCAGAAGCCUCUGGAAUGCUUAACUCUGGCCUAUUAUUUGCCUCAAAAUGCUGGAGACAUAGCUCGGAAGUACAUAAAGGAUCCUCAAUUGUUAUCUUUCAUAGAUGCCGAGUGUUUCAUAGUGAGCACAGUUAAGGCUUUGCAGACACCAAUGAUUAAUGCAAGCAUGGUUUUAUGUGACAGACAUUUUGGGGGAAUAAACUACCCUGUUGGUGGUGUUGGUGGAAUUGCAAAAUCCUUAGCAAAAGGGCUAGUUGAUAAAGACAGUAAUAUUCUUUAUAAGGCAAAUGUGACUAAGAUUAUAGUUGAGAAUGGAAAAGCUGUAGGAGUGAAGCUGUCAGAUGGAAGGGAGUUCUUUUCUAAAACCAUAGUUUCAAAUGCAACUAGAUGGGAUACCUUUGGAAAGCUUUUAAAAGGGGAAAAACUUCCAAAAGAGGAGGAAGAUUUUCAAAGAGUUUAUGUUAAGGCCCCGUCUUUCCUUUCCAUACACAUGGGUGUUAAAGCAGAGGUUUUGCCACCAGACACAGAUUGUCAUCAUUUUGUUCUUGAGAGUGACUGGACCAAGUUAGAGGAGCCAUAUGGCAGCAUUUUUUUGAGCAUUCCAACUGUUCUUGAUUCAUCAUUAGCUCCAGAGGGACGCCAUAUUCUUCAUAUUUUCACAACAUCUUGUAUAGAGGAUUGGAAGGGACUGUCUCAAAAAGACUAUGAGGAAAAGAAGGAGCGUGUGGCAAAUGAAAUAAUAAGCAGAUUGGAAAGGAAACUUUUUCCAGGACUUAAAUCAUCUAUUGAAUUUAAAGAGGUAGGGACGCCUAAGACUCACAGGAGGUUCCUUGCUCGUGAAAAUGGUACCUAUGGACCAAUGCCACGUAAAAUCCCCAAGGGCUUAUUAGGGAUGCCAUUCAACACAACAGCCAUAGAUGGACUUUAUUGUGUUGGGGAUAGCUGCUUUCCAGGACAAGGUGUCAUAGCUGUAGCCUUUUCAGGAAUGAUGUGUGCUCAUCGAGUAGCUGCUGAUAUUGGGCUUGAGAACAGAUCUGUUGUAUUGGAUGCUGCACACCUUCGACUUCUUGGUUGGUUAAGGACACUGGCAUAGAAAUUAGAUGUUGGAUUCUUACGGUUUCAUGGUAUAUGGAAAUUCCAGGCUAAUUGCAAGAUCAUGCGGAGAGAACAACAGCCUACUGGUAGCAGAUGUGACAACAAGCAUGUAAGCCUAUUCAAAGAAGUUGAACUAUAUAAGAAUUAGCCUUUUAGCCUUAAUGAAGAGAGGUUGAUUGAUUAAUCAA
Nelumbo nucifera (sacred lotus) is the source of this 2125-nucleotide messenger RNA. It is a transcript of the gene CRTISO, whose product is annotated as carotenoid isomerase. The record is from RefSeq and is a predicted model, not a curated record. Lineage: Eukaryota; Viridiplantae; Streptophyta; Magnoliopsida; Proteales; Nelumbonaceae. Gene Ontology annotation, molecular function: oxidoreductase activity; carotenoid isomerase activity. Gene Ontology annotation, biological process: carotenoid biosynthetic process.